Messenger RNA from Rhopilema esculentum, 14166 nucleotides. RefSeq lists its product as uncharacterized. The record is from RefSeq and is a predicted model, not a curated record. Gene Ontology annotation, biological process: transmembrane transport. Gene Ontology annotation, molecular function: transmembrane transporter activity. Lineage: Eukaryota; Metazoa; Cnidaria; Scyphozoa; Rhizostomeae; Rhizostomatidae. Gene Ontology annotation, cellular component: membrane.
UUGAUGAUGGUACUUUGUUCAGGCCCUUCAUGAGAAUUCCCUUUUUCCGAAAUCAUUCUGUUCAGAACUCAUUUGCAAAAAUUGAGGUUUCACUCAACCUGUUUGAAAUUUCUACUGCUUAUGUUUAAAUUUGGUAUGUUCAAAUUUGUAUUCCUCGACCAGCUGAACGAAUAGACCAAAUAUUCUUUGCUGUCUUAGCUUCAAUCCCUGCCAAUCGUCCUCCUAAACUCCUAGUUGCUGAAGUGCUGUUUACAAUAGUUUAUAGAACAAAGAUCUAAAAACUCUACGCUAGGACUAUACCCAGUUGUGGAACGAAGUACGCCAACUGGGUAUAGACAUUCCCUGGCGUAGAAUUUUCGAUCUAUGUUCUGACGUUUUAGACUCUAAAGAGUGUCAGACGAAAAGCUUUAGUCUACUCAUAUCUUUGCUUUUCCCAAAGCCAUUUUUAAGUUUUGUACCACCAAAAGAUUUUUUGAGUUUAUUUUCAUUGGACUAUACCGAACCUCUUCACUUUGCAUAAAACAAUCUUGUUUUGGGGGAGGGGAAGGAAGUGAGAUGCAAUAGAAAGAUUUUCAAAACUCUAGUGUAGUAUCAAGCCCUUUGACAGGCAUUUUCUUGAUGGCGACUACAAGCUAACAUUAACGACGUUUAAGUCUACAUACUAUUAAGUCUAUAGUAUAAGUCUAUAGUAUAAGUCUAUAGUAUAAGUCUAUAGUAUGUAGUAUAUGUCAAAAGGAGCUACAUGUUAAGUGCAAGGAUGGCUCAAUGGUUAGGGUCGCUGACUGCAUAUCCAAGGUUUGUGGUUCGAGCCCCUGCCAUGACCAACUUUAACUAAAAGUAAGGAGAGCCAGCUUGCUGUAGUUCCAGGCGUAAGAAUAACGAGGUGUGGUCACAUAGAGAGGAAAUACCAAGACACUACAAAUAAUGAUCAUUUAGGAUAUGUCUGAUUGCUAUGUUGCUGAGUUGAGAUCUUUCAGUUUUAUAACUCUACUCCUCUUCUUCCUUAGGAAUCCGGUUUUAGAUUAUUAUUUGUUUCUAAAUAACUUAAUGUAUUUAGACAGGCGCUUUGGUGUAUAGAACAGGACGAUUCUAAGUUGCAGCUCCGAGUUUUACACGUAAUGAAAUCAUCAGCAAACUGUAAGAGACAUCUAUAUUUGUGUAGAUGUUUAUAGUUGUUUGGCCAGGGUUUGGAGGGACGAGAAUAGGAACAUUGAAUUGGGAAAUUCUAUACACCAGAACAUAGGCGGUGACUUACAUCAAGACUUGCCAUUUAAAAAUGAAGAAUAAAAAGUGCGUGGAUCCUCACCUAAAUAAUCAAACUUGUUCUGUCUAAUUUUCAUGCAUGGACAAGAGUUAUAGAGCAAUGUGAACGUUUAUUCAUUUAAUAAAUCAGCAUGUACUAUACAAGAAAUAAGAAAACUGUGAGCCUAUUUUCAUGUGAAGAUUCAUGUUUAUCAGUGGCGGCUCCAGCCCGGGCUGGGACAAAAGGACAAAAAACGGGAGGGACAAAAGGGGAUCCGGGACCACGCUCUUGUGGACCACGCCCUUUUCCCGCGAGAAGCAUUUUCUUCCUUAGAAACCAAGAACUGCUAUUUAAUUUACCGAUGGUAAUGAACACUAUUGCCUGAAACUUAAAUAAAAACUUUAGGUGUGUAAAAAUCAUGAAAAGACCUAUGAUCAAGUGCUACUAGUAAAAUUUUUCAAAAGCUUUACUGUCACGAAAUCUUAUGCAACGAUUUGUUCAAGGUAAAAAUAGUUCACAAAAGUUUUUGAAAAGAUACCAAGUUUUAAUCGAUAAACCAAGUUUUUAGCUGUUUAUAAUUAUGGACUAUAAGAUCAGCUUCCUCGAUUGUUUCGAAGAGUUGAUAAGUCAAUUAUGCUGGAAACAUCUCUCUCGCUGCAUAUUAAAAAAAGGUUUUACAGCAUUUUAGUAAAUAGCAAGAAACAAAGAAAGGUACUCUACAAAAUUACUGACAAGUUGAUAAUUGUACAUGGAAAAUAAUGUUAUGGCUUCACACCAAAAUCAGCUUCUGACGAUCCAGAUAAUGUAUACCCCCCAUGUUUUCUCAUCAGAUUUGCAAGAAUCUCAAGGACCAACUUUCUGAAACAGUGGGGGAAUCGUACCCCCAUUCCCCCCGUGGCUCCGCCACUGAUGUUUAUCAUUUGACGGCAAUUAAGAGUGAAAGAUUUGUUUUAUAGGCUGAUUUUAGCAUUUAUAUUGUAGCAUCCUACGAGAAACUAUACUUCCCAGCUAAAGGCGAUCUCUUUGUGUGGCCAGAAUUCUGUUUUAAAAUCUUAAGGAUAUCGAGACCAUUUACAUUAACAACAAAAAUUUUCGUCAGAUAAAUUUUCGGCGGAUAAACUUCGUCGAAAAAAAUUUCCGACAACUUUUCAGAAUUUCGUCGUGGCAAAAUAUCGUCGUGGAUUUUCAACACAAACAUAGCAACAUAUUACCAAAAUCUUAAGAGGCAAAACCAUACAGGUUGCUUUAUGUUCAAUCCCAUAGGUACCGACUUCGUGGAGACUUAGGGGCUUGAGUUCCCGUUCGGAAUUCGGCUCAACCCCACAGGCAGCUUUUUCACACAAAACCGCAUGUCAGGAGCACCAAAUUAAAGUGGUAUAUUUCACAAUAGGCCAUUAUCCUUCUCCUGAAAUAUAUUAAGGUUUGCCCCCGCAGCUUAUUUCCCUUGGAAUAGGCUAUGAAAGUGGGGUAAAAAAUGAUGAUGCUUUUAGCAUUCAACGAGUAUAUUUUAAAGUAUAACUGUCAAUAUAAGUAUAAGAUACGGAAAAAAUAAGACCAUCUCCAACACGAGAAAUGGUUCUCGAAAUUGUGCUUCCUGUAGAGUUAAAAAUUUGGGCUGAAAAGUGCAAAUACCUUAAAAGAAUGAACCUCCUAAAAAGACAGAGGUCGAAUCCUUUGAAACCGGCGAGAAAACACAGUUAGAACAGUAGGGUAGCCAGAGUGGUAAGAUUGGAGGAGGAGGGGUUGGGUUGGACAAAGACGAUUUGAGCAAGGAACAUUGGGGUCCACACCGUUUUGGACACAAGAUAACGCACUUUUCCAACCAAACCAAAGAUAUUUUUUGCCAUUGGGGGUGGUGUCCGCCCCCUCGCUAAGCCACUGAGUUAGAACUAUUUUUAUAGAACGAUGGUGAAAAAGAAGUUAGUUCAAGAACCGACAAAAUGAUGAUGAUGAUACCUACGAUAAAGAUAAUUAUGAAGAUGAUGUAAAUGAAUAGAAUGACGUAAUUGACAUCGAAUGGUUUAAAAGGAUACAUAAAUUUGAAUUUUGACCUCACGUAAUAGAUUUUCUAUGCUAAUUCUCAAAAAUCUUAAUUGCAAAAAAAUUCGUCGUGAUAAAAUUUCGUCUCCUUUUGAAUUUAGUCCAAGAACUUUUCGUCAAAAUAUUUGUCCGAAAUUUUUUCACGACGAAAUUGUUUGUAGUUAAUGUAGUUACUACAAGCCUGGCAAUUAUUUUCGCAAACAAACAAAUCAAUUAUGUUCUAACACUCAAGGCAGGAUCUCUCUAUAAGAAUGGCUUAAAUCAGUCUAGAAUCUGUCUCUGUCUCAGGAAACUGUUUUUGGUUCAGGAUCCAAUUUGGCUACAUUUUUGGAACCGUGACAAAACGGUCGUAGUUCGCCCUUGUGAAACCGGGAUGAUUUUGCUAAUUUUGCUCUGCUAUCAGGCAGUUUUGACCCUGGUAUGAAUGCGAACGAAUUUUGUACCGUCACGGUUCCGUUUUUGAAAGGGGCAGUGUAAACGGGUUCUUUGACGGCCAAUUACCGGAAUAUUAGACAUAGCUAGUAAAUUGGUUAAUCAAAGGGUUAAUAGACGAGUCUAAGGGUGCAAUUUGUAGGAUUCAAAGAUGCGAGCUGGUUAUAAGCUGUGGUUAAGUGUGUUGUCAUCAAAAUGUAAUGCCAAGUAAUAUCCAAUAGGAUACAUUUAAAGACAUUGGGAUUGGAUGCAUUUAAAGCUAAAUAUGAAAAAUGACUUUGGAAGUGUGUAGGUUGGAUAAUUUUGUCUAGACAUUAUUCCAUCAAAGGCCGAUUCAACAAAAUUAAUGGGGAAAAAUUGUAAUCUCUUGACGAUAUUUUUGCAUUGGGAGAUCUGGAUAAGUGUAAUUAGAAUCAAGUGGACCUUUUAAAUGAGUGUUAAUUGGAUGAAUACAUUCAUGUUGGUUUGUGACAUUAUCAAAUUACAUUUUUGCUUCAAAUAACAGCUUCUUGUCUUUCAAAUAAAUCCACGAGGACUGCGUAAUUCGUUUCUGACAUAACCCUGAUACUUUUGAAAAAUUGCAUUUUAGAACAUAAUUCAUAGUUCGUUAUAUCGUGAGUGCGUGGGAACCUGAAAAUAAUUCGUUAUAUCGGGAGUUCGUUCAAUCGCAAGAAAACGUUUUUUAGGUCUUUUCACAGUUCACGCCUAAAAACCUGCGAUGAGGCUGUUUAUACUACAUCCGACUUCUGUGCACAUUUAACACAAAAAACCAAGCUGAAUUCAAAUAAAAAUACUGACUGGUCAUUGAAGAUGAAAAUCUUUAUGUUCCUCUUAUAAUUUGGGACCAAGAGAUUAGCAAAGCUGGUAUCACUUUACUCGAAGGCGGGCUGAAUGACGUCUUCGAUUACUUCACCUUUUUUUGUCUUCAGCUUCUCCAUCUGGGUCUCUCAAUAAAAGUUUGUGGUUCCACUCAUUGCCAAUGUCUCUUAUGUAAAAAGGUAUUCGGUAGUAUCAAUGUACUCAUUCGCAUUAAUUUUUGACGCGAUCAAACUUUCAUCUCGUGCUCUGAGCCUAUCAGCCAGGGCUUGUAAUGUAUUAUCAGCAUGUUUUGCCAGAUGCCAAUAGUGAUUUCCCCCAAGAGAAAGUGAUAACUGAACAUAACAAAUAAAUAAAUGAAAAUAACAGACGAAACAAAUGUGAAAAGCUCGUUAUAUUGAGGUCAAUUAUGAUGAAGGGACCCAAACUUUGGUUCAUAAUAUCGAGAGUUCGUUAUUUCCGGGGUUCGUUAUACCGAGAGAGUUUGUAUGGAGUUAGGUAGAAUUCAAGGGACCAGACAUAUAGUUCGUUAUACCGAGAAGUUCGUUAUAUCCGAAGUUCGUUAUUUUGGGAUUCCACUGUAUUUGCAAACAAGAAACAGCACAAAAUCACACGUUGAAGAAACACUAACUUUCUUUGAAAAUUUCUUCAAACAAAUCAUGAAAACUGUUGAAAUUAUCAACCUACAAAAUGAAUUUGUUAUGCAAUAUGAUUACUGACAUAAUUCGAAUUAGCCUGCGGUCAUUCCUUGCUGUUUCCAUCACAUCCAAGAUUAAGUUGAAUCUUUAAACAAUGUGGUUGCCUACCGAGGAAGCAGCGGGGGCUGCACGUACGCUAGAUUCGAAUACGCUGGCCCUUUUUUAUCUCGCGUAUGGUCGUGGAAUUUUGACCUGCUUCAGCCAAACCAGACCCCCAUCUUAACUUCUGACCUGCUUUUUAUAAAACAUAGCGAUGUUACUUAGAAGGUACCCAAUAGGUCCCCUGAUUCCAAAAUUCCUGCUGAAGUCCCGAACAAGCAUGCUAACUUCUGAGUAGAUUCUUAGAGAUGCUCAUUAACUUGAAAAUUUUAAUUUGCACCUUUUUAGAAUAUCCUUUGUUUUCACAUGAUCGAUGACGUCAUUGAUGGCAUGAUUUUAGCGUUUAAAUGGUAAUAACUGAAAAUACCACACCUAUCGAUAUUCGACAUAUGGCAAAAAACUUUCAUAUAAUGGAAGAUCUCUAAGAGCCAGGGUUUAUUUGAACGUUCAGUGAUAAAUCGUCAAGUUUUCAUAUACAGUAAGUUUGAUAGGUGUGGUCAUUAGAAUUUUCAAAUGCAAGAACCAAAUUUUCAAAAAUUUUGUAAAUGUGCAGCGAUAAAAAUUCCUUAAAAUAAAACCUGCUAAGAUCUCUUUCGAUUGAUAUAUACAUUUUUAGGAUUAGCCGAUGUCAGCAUUUUUGUAGCCACGUGACUUUGAAAGAUUUCCUUAAUUUGCCGUGGAUUUCUUGACCAGGGCAAUGGUUGUUGUUAUUAAGGUAUUUGAAUUUUAUGAUUAAUAAUCAUUAUUAUCGUCUUUUCAUAGAAAAUUGGAAUAAGACCCAAAGCCCCCUCAAAAGUCUCGUAUGACCGUGUUCAUGGCCCGUUUUCCUUGACCUAGGAUCUCUGUUCUGAAAUGUAAAUCACCCCUCUUUACAAAAGUAAUCGUCAUAAAAAGAGAUGUGAACAUAUUUGAACAUGUUAGCCAUCGACAAGGACAUAGCUCGUGCAUCAAGAGGUCUUACUAGUGCCUGCAACCGCAAUUAUCUUUAUGCAUAGCUCCUUGAACAUCGGUUUCAAAUGACAAAUACAAAUAAAUGUAAAUAAAUGGAGAUUUAAAUAAAUCACCAUGCUCCAUGCUGCACCAACUGACUCAUGAGAGAUCAGCUUUGUAAAGUCUGCACGCAGGCUACUUUGUUAGGAGCGGCACAGAAAACACUAAAAACCAGAAUAAACAUUGAAAGCUUUCAAGGUCAUGUCCAUCCAAAGAGUUUGAAAUCUCUUGGUUUGGGCGUUAUGAAUUGCCAUGUAAUCUUCCCUUAAAUGUCUUGAAAACUCUCUGUUGCAGCACCCCUUCCUACUUAUUUCAUUAACAGAUUUGCUUUUUGCUGGCAUGGCACAAUGCUGCACCUCUCUACCAGGGGCGGCUGGCAUCAGAAAUAAAUUGUCAUUAGUCAGCCAAGCAGUGGUAGGAAUUACAGGGGCAUUGAAGACAUAGAAAGAACAGACCAUCCUGGAUAUAAAAGAGCUCUAAACAAUACUUUUAAAAGACUUAAUAAUAUUACCUUCUGAAAAUUUCCCAGCAAAAGACCCGGGCAACGAAAAUAAGUAUUUUUUUUCUUCCCCGCAAAUCCAUGGGAAUGUCUCGUUAACACUGUAACGAUCUCUAUUAGAAAAGAGAAGUAUUUGGGUAGGCCAUCGUUUAUAGGCCAAACAGUUGUUCAUGCAUUGGACUACAAGUUGAAAUUGCGGGGAAAAACUUUAGAAACAACCCAGUGCCCAGAACAAGUUUGAAUUGUGGUAGUUAUUUUGUUUGCGAUUUUGUUUCACAAAGUAAGCGGCCGGUACCCCGAAAUGCGUUAUAAAACCGAGGCUAAUAACGUGCGAGCUGCGGUGCGAGUAAAGUACAAUUGGUUUACUCCAUCUCUAUGCUUCAUUUCCUGUUUUCUAUGACGAAUGGUCACAUUCACAAGGGAAAUGGCGAUUCGCGUUAUUAGAAACGCAAUCCUAACAACGGAGAUGUUAGCAUAUUCAAAGGAAGAUUGAAGGCGAAAGAAUUUCAAUAAAAGUCUAUUGACAUGCGAUGCCUUGAGCACGAAACCAAAUCAGGGUGUAUGAAAAUAAACGAUGACGGCCACUACAACCCUAUAGCAUUGAAAAAGUAUUGUUAUUAGACUACGUAAUAACAUUGAUAACGCUGUAAGCCGCCCCGCCCCUGCCUCUACUCUCCACCGUUGCGGUGGAGAGAUCACUUGACUGAUUAGUGGAGAUUCAAUUGGCAGCUAUUUAUUCACUGGCCAUAUUGCCUCUAAUGAUAGUGUCUAGUGUCUGCUUUGGCUUGCUUAUUCAGUUUCGGAUUUGAAGGAUUUUGCGCGACGUUCGUGAGCGAGAUCUCAACUUCCACCGCCCAUCGUUCCAUUCGCGAGCACAGAUCUUCUUAAGUUCCGUUCUUUGCAGCAAGGUUUCGUAUUACAGCAAGGGAGUUGACCGAAAACAGUCCUUUGCAAGCAGUGAAACAGGAUGGCGUUGAAACUUCCAGCAAUAACUGUUGAACCUUUGAUGUUCCUAUGCAUGCAGUCAUUCUUCCUGCAUUUGGUUGCACUGCCACAGAUUGUUCUUGAGAACGUGUGCUUGAAAAAGCACAAUGAAACGAAGUGUGCAGCCAUGUACACUGGCUCAUUCAAAAAGGAGUAUGACACAGUUCAAGAGGAGUCGACCAUAUGGUUCGGUGCUUUGUUGGUUGCAGCUUCAUUUGUGACAGUUUUGUCUCUGCCCGUUGUUGCAACGUUAUCAGAUGAAGUUGGAAGACGCAAAAUCAUGAGUUUGUCUCCACUGAGUCAGUUAAUCCAGAGCGUUAUACUCGUGUGUAUACUGAGUGCAGGAAUGCGUUUCCCUACAUGGCUUUUGGUUCUUGUUGGAUUGAUACCUACUACAGUGGGUGAUGUCAGUGGCCUGUACGUCUUCACAUAUUCAUACAUAUCAGAGAUAACGACAGAAAAAACAAGGACUUUGCGAAUUAAUCUUUUAGAAGCAGCCUCGAUUUUAUCUGGUUUUGUAUCAUCGUUCUCGAGUGGGUUCAUUAUUGAACGCUUUGGAUAUGUUGGUAUCUAUGUCUGUUGCCUAGUAAUAGAUAUUUUAGCUAUUAUAUAUCUUCUGUUCUUUGUAAAACCCAUUGACAAAUUAACCACGAGAAAAGAUAUGGCUGCGCAGGACAACGUUGAAUUGGAUUGUCAUAACUCAAAGACCAGUUUGGAGGAAACAGAAGCCGCACAAGAUGACAAUGUAGUGAAGAAAGAUGUUGAAAAUUGCGAUAGUGCAAGAGAAGAGAGUCAAAGUUUGAUGGUUGCAAAAAAAAGUGACACUGAAAAAUGCAAAAUCAAGAAAACAAACAGUUCUGCCAACAAAGAAGAUUGUGGUAAAUCUGCGAGACUUUGUGGUGAAACAGGAGGAAAUUUUGCAGCAAAACUUCUUAACAUACUGAAGGCCUCAAAUCCUAUCGGAAAUUUGAAGAGAGUUUGCCAAGUCCUGAAACUGUAUGGUCAGCUGACAUACGGGCUUUUAUUGUUCCUUCUUAUGAUACUUGCAGCUAUAACAUAUUCAGGAGAACUUGCCGUUAUUGUUCUUUAUUUAAAAACCGACCCCUACUACCUAGAUUCAGUAGAAAUAGGCUUUUUUCUGGCAUUUCAAAGCGGAGCAUUGGCUAUUCUCGGCCUUGUCGGCUUCAACUUUCUUUUUGCACGUUUCCUUAAACUGAACGAUCAUACAAUCCUUCUAGGGACAGCAUUAGCCUACGUGGCCUACUGUCUUCUGCUAGGGUUGGCAAAUUCGACUUUGAUGCUCUAUUUAAGUCAAAUAGUACACGCUAUGGCUACAUUGAAUGUUUCCACAAUCAGAGCCAUGAUCUCGAAAGUGACCCCUCCUUCUACAGUUGGCCUUCUCUUUUCGGCAAUGCUGAUCGUUGAAGUAUCUUCCAUUAUGAUCGGUGCGAUGUGGGGCCUUUGGUCUACUAUGCUGUUGUGUCGACAUACCCUGGUUCCAUAUUUUUCAUAAACGCUGGCUUUAUGUUUGCCAGUGCAUGUAUCUCUCUUUACCUUAUCUUGUCAAGACGCAAUAAAAACAAUCUAAAUUCGGCGGCCGAAGUUUAGCAUCUUGAAUCUUCGCAAGAAUGGACCAACACAAGCAGCAAGGCGCUUUUGGGUGUUAAAUAAAUUGCACUAGGGUCGCGUUCGUAAUUAAACAAAACUUAUAUAUGAUUAUAAAAAGAAUUGGGUAAUUGAUAUUUACCCACUCUUAGGGACUUGAUAAACAGCCCUCCACUAUUUAAUUAUUUGGUCAUUGACCUUGAAUUUUUACCGGGAAAAAAAUAUUUUUCUUACGUCUAUUUUUUGCUUUUUUGUCAAUCGAUGUUCUCCCUUGCAUUUUGCAUCUUUAUCCCAUAGAAAGUUUCAUUUCGGUAUUAUUUUAGAUCCUCGAUCCCUCCAGUUUUUCCUAGUCCCACACACAAUAAACUUUUUCCGACCCCUCUCUCGUUUUUCAGAACCCUGUCUAGAGUAGUAAUGAAAAUGAAUCUAUUCACAGAGGUCUCAGAUCCCAAGAUCGGGUGUACGCUUUUCAAUGGUAACAGUGCCAAGGCCCCCUCGGCCCCCCGGUAUCUCGGUCCUUGCACAGGGCUGUGUGGGGUGUUUGCUGCCUACAUUCCUGGAUUUCCUCAGCUAGCAUUUCAUUGAGAAUUUAGCUUGCAACUAACUUCAUUAAUCAUGAAUUAAAUAUAAUAAAGUAUCCUUUGAAUGUUUUAUCUAAUUUCGAUUUCGAUCCCAUCAGUGAUAAGAUAUUGUAUAUUAUGUAGUUCUGUGAUAUUGAAUCGCAUUUUGAUUGCAUUUACCGUAAAUAUAGAAAACCUUAGCUAUAUUGCAAACUUCUGUAAAAGAAUUUGAAUAUACAUAAACGGCAUUCCCUUGUUUGACACUGACUGAGAUGACGUUAAAUAUAAAUAUAAGCAAAGGCAUGGUCAGAAGUGCUGCCACGCCCAACGUAUCAGCCUUAACUUUCCAUCGAAUUUUUUGGAUGUCCCCAACAUGUUUCCAUGUUACAAUUCAUAUAAAUUUCUAAAAACAGUGUUACUCGAAAUAUAACUAAAUCUCUAAUCGCGUUUCGGAUAAGCUAAUGAAGCUAAAGUAAAAAGCAAAAACCUUUGUCCUUUGUUUUUUACAUGAAGAUUUAGUUUGAUUGUGUUGAUUGAAGAUAUAUUUCUCGUUUCUGCACAAUUUGCACACCUUAUGUUGGAAUCCUAGUGUUCCCCAAUUGAAGAUCUUCUUGUGUCAGGAUCCAUGGAUAAUUUGUGUUCUGAUUGCGAUUUAUAAUACUUAGAUAUGAUUGGAUUAAUUUUUAUUAGAUGUUUCUUUACGGUUAUUUCAUUUUCAAUAUGUGUUUUACUCUGGCAUAGAUUUUUCCCGCGUUUUCGCGUUUUUUGUCAUAUUUCUGUAAUAGAUUCCAAAGAAUUGCAGCGCCAAAUUUGAGUAUUGUUGAACCUUAUUAGGGACAAGUCUUAUUACUCAUUUUUCUCUUUGUUUCUUUUGGUGAUGGUUGAUUGUUUAGAUUAUACUUUGAAGUUAUAUUUUUUAUUAACAUAAUCUCUUUCUAUUAUCUUUGCUGCUGCGUUUGCAAAAACUUUGUAGCCAGGCUUUGGGUAUAUUAUGGCUUGUCCUUAAUAAUGCAUUUCUAACUUUCUAAUACUAAUAAUAUUUAUUUAGCUAACCAUUUUAUAAAAGCACGAUCCUCAAAAUUGGUUAACAUUAUAGAACAAACUAAAAACAAACUGAGGCUGAGGUACUGUAACAUGUAAUCUUGGGCAAAUCUCAAAAACCUUUUCUGCCAUCAUGGGCAGGGGCGAAAAUCCCGGGGGUGUGGGGGUGUGGGGGUGUGAGACCCCCCAAUCUAAAAAAAGUUGAUUUUGCAGGGCAAUCGAAGAUGAGGACAAGGUUGGGUCCAAACAAAUAAUUUAAGUUUUAAAUUAUGUUCAUGACAGGCAGGGCGCGACUGGAGGGUUAGGGGGCUGAAGGCUCCCACUUUGGUCAAGAUGAGAAUAUUGUUACCCUUUUUUCAAAUACUUUUAAAAACAGUGUAUGAAGUAAAAAGACAAUAAACUGCUUAGAUGCCAAUUUUGUUUGGUCUAUUUACUAACUUAUUCACGUAUAUGCCUAUUAUUCUUUUUUUAUUUGCAUUAAUUCAGCAAAUUACUUUCUGUAUCAUUGCAAUGUCUUCAUUUUGGGCGCGUAAACAUGGCCUUCUCGAGACAAGAAACUGCACAUUUCUGUUCAGGAAAUGAAAUUCUCCCAGUCAAAACAAAAUCUUUCUCUGUCAUUCAUAUCUAUUUGCAAUCUGAAACGAAAGGUUACUGUUUCUUUAUUUCCCCAACCUCUGUCACCAGAGUUUUAGCAUGACACCUCCCCUCCCAAUUUUUCCCAAUAAACAAUAAUCAGUUUUUUUCGAGAACCAUCGAAUAUCUUUCCUAAGCAGUAAAGUAUUUUGCUAAAUUUUAGUCUGGGAGAUGCUUCUUAGCCCUUUUACAACGUAUGAUUUCAAAAGUUUUAUUUAACGUCGGACCCAACCAUGGUGGGUCUUCCUACCUCACUAAACUUGAUUCUUAGCUCCCCCCCCCCCCGGGCUCAAUUUCGUGCGCGCCGUCAACAUCAUGUAGCAAAAAUCAUAUGCCAUAACCACAAUUUACGCUAACGUAGAGAUAUGGAUAUUCCAUAGGCAAUUUAGUUUCAAAUUUGUUUUUAUUGCUUAGAAAUUUAUCCUUGGUAAAACUAAUAUAUAAAGCUAAAAUAUAUAAAUGUGCAUUGGUAAAGCUUUCACUCGUAACCUAUAGACAAAUCUUUGCUUCGAGGUCUGCAGGGCACAACUCAGUUUUGCAGGGCAGAAACCCUUUUCACCCCCCCCCCCCCUCCAACCUAUUGGCCAAGUUAUGCCCCUGAUCUUGAGGUUAGGUGCUUUGUCGGUGAAUUUACAAAUUUUUUUGUAAAUUAAGAAUGGCUCACUCACUUUGUUGGCAAUUGGGGCCUGAACAAUCCCCGUGGGCACGAUAGCUAGCUAUCUCACUGAUUAAACGCUUAAAAUUUAAGAGCUCAUUAAGAACAAUCCAGCCUCAAAAUUUUUCGGAAAAUUAAGAUCAGACAGCCUAAACUUCAAUUUUGCUGGUUCUUAUAAAAAAGAUAGUGUAUUUACCAUAAAUCGGUGCCUUUAAAUACCGUUGUGGGGUUUGUUGAUUCGACCAACUAAUUUUGUGCUGGGUUAUUAGAGAGGCGGGAUUAUCAGAGAGGCGGGAUUAUCAGAGAGGCGGGAUUAUCAGAGAGGCGGGAUUAUCAGAGAGGCGAGAUUAAUUUUUCAACGUUCCAAAGUGUAUAACUUCACAUUUUUGAGAAAAAAAUUUUGACGAAGAAAGCAUCUAAAGAACUAGAGAAUUCAUCUAAUGAACAAAAUGUAAUACUUGCUAUAUAACAAACACAAAUUUUGUUACUGGUGAAGAAAUAAGUUCUGAAUGUGGAAUUUUAACACCCUCAUAAAGUCAUUUUUGUUUUUUCCCAGCUCCAAACAGUGCCAAAAGCGCACCACCAAUCACUGCCAAAAUGCCUCCAGUUGUCGCUUUGGCAACAUCUGAAAAUGGUGCAUUAUCGACUCCCAAAGCCUCUAACAGAUUUAUGGCGUAAUUUUGGCAAUUAUUAAAUACCUUUUUGUAUUCCCCGGCAUUUAUGAACCUUUGAAAGGUUUCGGUUGCUUUUGCGACAAUCGUGGAAGCAGUUGUCACCACUGCCUUGUAGAAUUCAAGUUUUGGCACAUGUUCGUCCUUGAUUGUUCUAGAUAUGAGAGCAGUUUCUUUUCCACGUCUGGUAUCACGAAUAACCACUUCAAUGGAUAUGUAGGUCUUCUGAUCGUGAGAAAAGACAACUGACAUAUGAUCAGCAAAGGCCUUUUUCAAGGAGUAUAUUUUAUAUUCUGCUUCCUGGUUUAAUGCAGGGAUGGCUUGGAAGUUAGCCAGUCUUUCCCACAGUUCUUGCAUGGAAUAGACAUCCUUCGAACAUGUCACGUAGCACUCCUCGCUCAUUUUGAAACUGUUUUCUGCAAGCCGAUCGAAAGUUCAAGCGAAUGAAAUAUAUAAAUAAGUAAUUGUUUCAGCCACCUGCUUUUUUGUGUUUUUGUUUCCAAGAAAUAACUAAUGGUGGAAGUUUCUCUAUUUCAGACUGGGCUGCCACGCAGAGGUUGCUGGCUUCUCUGCUUGUUAACGCAGGUUCAAUAAAUGAUUAGAGUAAACUGUAAAACCUCUUAAAAUGAGGGUUUUACAAACGUGAGUUCUUUGUAGGCAGAAAUUCUCAAAAAUACGGCAACGGCAGAUAAGAUCAAAAUUCUUCUUUUAUGGCAAUGAUACGACUAACGGCUAACAGCAAGUUCGACAAAUAACGACACGGCUUCAAAUAACGACACGGCUUCAAAUAACGACACGGCUUCAACAGGCACGACAAAACUAGCGGCAGAGCUCCAAGCAGUACGGCAAAACUUUCGACAAGACUACUCCUAACUUAUGGAACAACCCUUUAUAUAACCUAAGCAAACCUUAAAAUAAUAAUUACGUAAUACAAAAAACAUAUUUACAGACGCUGAUGCAAUCACAGCGCAAUGGUGCAAUUGUCACGUAAUACUGUCCGUAAGGGAACCCUGUGUCGUUACAAAACUCUUAGAGAAAGACAAUCUAGACGUUUUCAGUAUUUUCUGCUCAACAAUGGCGGCGCCAGCCACUAAACUCUGGGGGGGGGGACAAACCAAAAAAUUUAAGCCACGUCCUCCUAUCAACAGGGAACGCCAAUUUUAUCCAAAAGGAACGCCUAUGACUAGCUUUUGUUUGAAA